CUGUAGACUUCUCUCACCUCCCACCAUGGAGUGGAGAACAUCUACAGUCUGCAUGCUGCUUCUGGCGCUUUCUGGUAUUCAGGUUGAUUCAAAAAAGGUCUCUCCGAGUAAUCAUGUCAACAGCAUCUGCAGCAUGUGGGGAAACUUCCACUUCAAGACCUUCGAUGGGGACGUCUAUCAGUUCCCAGGGAUGUGCGAGUAUAACCUGGUGUCUGACUGCCAAAGCCUCAUUCGACAGUUUUCGAUUUACGUGAAGAGGACUGAACACAGCAGUGGCCCUAAGAUCAGCAGGGUCUCCAUAACCAUCAACGACAUCGCCAUUGAGUUGACCGAGAACCAAGUCAGCGUCAAUGAAGCAAAAGUGACGCUGCCCGUCCAUGUGUCAGGAAUCCUUGUGGAAGAAAACACAAUUUACACCAGACUCUAUUCCAAAAUGGGCAUCACUGUCGUGUGGAACAAAGAUGAUGCAGUCAUGGUGGAACUGGACUCAAAGUAUUCCAAUCGCACUUGUGGAUUGUGUGGUGAUUUCAAUGGCAUUCCCGUUUAUAAUGAGUUUAUUCAAUCAGGACGAAAGGUUGGAUACACUGAGUUUGGGAAUAUGCACAGAGUUCCCAACCCAACUCAUCAAUGCGAGGAUCCAUUUGAAAACAUGGAUGAGCAAAAUGUGGUGGACCAGUGUGAAAAAUAUCGGGCAGACUGCGCAGACCUUUUGGAGGAUGAAAAGUGGUCUUCUUGUAUCUGGGUUUUGGACCCUGAGGCCUAUAUUAAGGCCUGCACAAAUGAUCUCUGCAACCGUCAACCUGAAGACGAAGACACCACUGCGCUCUGUGCAACCCUAACUGAAUAUUCACGACAGUGUUCACACGCUGGAGGAAAUCCUCCCACAUGGAGAACAGCAAAGUUCUGCACUGUGCAGUGCCCCUACAAUAUGGUACAUUCUGAGAGCGGCUCCCCCUGUAUGGACACGUGCUCACACAAAGACACAAACGCACUGUGUGAGGAACACAACAUCGAUGGCUGCUUCUGCCCACCAGGAACUGUGUUUGAUGACAUCUCGGACACGGGCUGCAUCCCAGCAGAAAAGUGUCAGUGCAAACAUGACCGUGUGUACAGCUCAGGAGAGGUCCUGCGCAAAAGCGAGGAAGAAUGUUACUGUCAGGAGGGAAGCUGGGUGUGUAUGAGUAUUCCCGGGCCCGGUCUGUGUGCAGUAGAGGAAGGAUCUCACUUCACCACAUUUGAUGGGAAAGAAUUCACUUUCCAUGGAGACUGUAAUUAUUUGCUCUCAAAAGACUGUGAGGAGUCAAAGUUCAUCAUACUGGGCCAGAUCGUUCCUUGUUUUACUCAUGAGACUGACACUUGUUUGAAAUCUAUCGUGGUGCUUUUUGACAACGACAAGAAAAAUCCUCUGUUUAUUAAAGCUGACGGGACGGUGCAACACAAUGCAGAAGUUUCACUUCCUUACAUGACAGCUGACUUCACAGUGUUCAGGCCGUCAUCUUUUCACAUCAUACUUCAGACUGUCUUUGGGCUGCAGGUGCAGGUACAGCUGGUUCCUCUCAUGCAGGUGUACAUCACCGUGGAUCAGAGCUUUCAGGGCAAGACUUGUGGUCUUUGUGGAAAUUUCAACAAAGUUCUAGCUGAUGACCUGAAGACCCCUCAGGGGGUGGUGGAGGGUACAGCGGUUUCCUUCGCAAACGCCUGGAAAGCCCAGUCCAACUGCCCUGACCGUUCUGAGAGGAUGGAUGACCCCUGUUCCUACAGCAGUGAUAGCGAGCACUUUGCUGAGCACUGGUGUUCCAAGAUGAAGGACAAGGAGAGCCUCUUUGCCCAAUGUCACGCCACGGUCAAUCCAGACAGCUACUACAAAAGAUGCAAGUACUCCAGCUGUACCUGUGAGAAGAGUGAGGACUGUCUGUGUACGGUUUUCUCCUCAUAUGCCCGGGCCUGUGCGGCUAAAGGUGUAAUCCUCGAAGGCUGGAGAGAAAUUGUGUGCGACAAGUAUAUAAAGGAUUGCCCAGCCUCACAGAGCUACUCUUAUGAGCUGCAGAGCUGUCAGCGUACCUGUGUUUCUCUCGCCUCCGAGCGCCAGAGCUGCAAUGUUGACUUCGUUCCCGUUGACGGAUGCGCAUGUCCAGAUGGACUGUACCAAGAUGAGAAUAAUCUUUGUGUACCUAUGGAAAAAUGUCCAUGUUACCACAACGGGCAGAAGAUCCAUCCUGGAAAGUCUCUCACUAUUAGGGACGAACACUGUGUUUGCAUGAAUGGAAAAUUCCAUUGUCGAUCCUGGAAAACCCAAAUUCUGGGAUGCUCCUCUCCAAAGGUGUUCUUCAAUUGCAGUACAGCAGGCCCAGAAGAAUAUGGCUUGGAAUGUGCAAAGACUUGUUCGCAUCAAGAAGUUGACUGUUUCUCUCUAGACUGUCAGUCUGGCUGCCAGUGUCCUUUUGGUCUACUGGAUGAUGGCAGAGGGCACUGCGUUCAACCGUACAACUGCCCAUGUAAACAUGAUGGACAGUAUUAUGCACCAGGAUCAGUGAUUGUUAAAGAUUGUAAUAAAUGCAUUUGUCGACGGGGAAAUUGGUUAUGUUCACAAAAGAAGUGUCCAGGAAUUUGCACAAUAUAUGGCAGUGGACAUUAUAAAACAUUCGAUCAGCAAAGAUUCGGCUUCAGGGGAGACUGCAGUUAUAUAGCAGCUCAGAACAAGUGUGGAAAUAAAACUGGUAAUUUUCACGUGAUCACCGAAAAUAUGCCUUGCGGAACAACAGGAACUACUUGCUCAAAGGCUGUUGGGAUCCUUUUGGGGAGGACUUGGCUGCUGCUUUCUGAUGGGACUGUAACAGCCACUGAUAUCGGAACUGGUCCGAAUAUUAAGUACAAUGAGAGAAACGUUGGCAUGUACCUUGUCAUUGAUGCUGCCAUUGGACUGACAGUAUUGUGGGAUCGCAAAACCACUGUCCGGAUCAUUCUGCAACCUCAGCACAUGGAUGAUGUUUGUGGCUUGUGUGGAAAUUUCAAUGGAAAUGGAAAAGAUGAUUUUACCACUCAAGGAAACUUACCAACUACAAACAUAAUGGAGUUUGUUGACAGCUGGAAAGUGUUAAGCACUUGCCCUGAUGCAGAACCAGAUUUUGACCCAUGCUCUCAAACUCCCAAUCGAGAAACAUGGGCAAAAAUACAGUGUAGCAUCAUAAAGGAAGUUACAUUUAAAGACUGCCAUAGCAAGGUGGAUCCAAAUCCAUAUUAUGAGAACUGUGUGAAGGACUCAUGUUCAUGCGACACUGGUGGAGAUUGCGAAUGCUUCUGUACGGCUGUGGCAGCUUAUGCUCAAGCCUGCAAUGAGGCCGGUGUUUGUGUUGUCUGGAGAACUCCUGAGAUCUGCCCUGUGUACUGUGACUACUACAAUGAACCAGGAGAAUGCACAUGGCAUUACAGUCCUUGUCAUACACCUUGCUACAAAACAUGUCUCAACCCUGAUGGUAUCUGCAACAACACUUUACCCAACCUGGAAGGAUGUUAUCCAGAAUGUCCAGAAGAUAAGCCUAUAUUUGAUGAAAAAAAUCAGAUCUGUGUGGAAGAGUGUCCUACGCCACCUCCACCAACAACAACACCAGAACCUACCACAACUACCCCAAUACCAACAACUACCACAAAACCACCUACAACAACACCAGUGCCUACCACAACUACCCCUGUACCACCUACAACAACACCAGUACCUACCACAACUACCCCAGUACCCACAACUACUACAAUACCACCUACAACAACACCAGUACCUACCACAACUACUCCAGUUCCACCUACAACAACACCAGUACUUACCACAACUACCCCUAUACCAACAACUACCACAAUACCACCUACAACAACCCCAGUACCUACUACAACUACCACAAUACCACCUACAACAACACCAGUACCUACAACAACUAUGCCUAUACCAUCUACAUCACCUUGUAUAAUAUGUGAAUGGUCUGACUGGUUUAAUGUGUAUAAUCCUGCAUUAGGAGGAGGGAAUGACGAAGAGACUUAUAAAAAUAUUGCAGCAAGUGGAGGAGAGAUCUGUGAACAGCCAGAAGAUAUUGAAUGUAGGGGUGUAGCGGCCACACCUGGCAUGAGUUUUGAAGAUUAUAUUCAUGAAACAAAACAGGUUGUACAGUGCAAUGUUUCUUAUGGAUUGGUGUGUAAAAAGGAUGAACAGAAAUUCCGCCCCUAUAAAUGUUUUGACUAUGAAAUAAGAGUUUACUGCUGUUACGAUUGUGGAUCAACAACAACAGAAUUUACAACAUCACCUACCCCUGUACCAACAACUACCACACAGCCACCUACAACAACACCAGAACCUACCACAACUGCCACAGUGCCACCUACAACAACACCAGAACCUACCACAACUACCCCUAUACCGACAACUACCACAAAGCCGCCUACAACUACCCCAAUACCGACAACUACCACAGAGCCACCUACAACAACACCAGAACUUACUACAACUACCCCUGUACCGACAACUACCACAGAGCCACCUACAACAACACCAGAGCCUACCACAACUACCCCUGUACCGACAACUACCACAGAGUCACCUACAACAACACCAGAACCUACCACAACUACGCCUGUACCUACAACUACCACAGAACCACCUACAACAACACCAGAACCUACCACAACUACCCCUGUACCGACAACUACCACAGAGCCACCAAAGCCACCUACAACUACUCCUAUACCAACAACUACCACAGAGCCACCUACAACAACACCAGAACCUACCACAACCACCCCUGUACCUACAACUACCACAGAGCCACCAAAGCCACCUACAACUACCCCUAUACCAACAACUACCACAGAGCCACCUACAACAACACCAGAACCUACCACAACCACCCCUGUACCUACAACUACCACAGAGCCACCAAAGCCACCUACAACUACCCCUAUACCAACAACUACCACAGAGCCACCUACAACAACACCAGAACCUACCACAACCACCCCAAUACCUACAACUACCACAGAGCCACCUACAACUACUCCUGUACUGACAACUACCACAGAGCCUCCAAAGCCACCUACAACUACCCCUAUACCGACAACUACUACAGAGCCACCAACAACAACGCCAGAACCUACCACAACCACUCCUGUACCUACAACUACCACAGAGCCACCAAGGCCACCUACAACUACUCCUAUACCGACAACUACAACAGAACCACCUACAACAACACCAGAACCUACAACUACUCCUGUACCGACAACUACCACACAGCCACCAAAGCCACCUACAACUACCCCUAUACCGACAACUACCACAGAACCACCUACAACAACACCAGAACCUACCACAACCACCCCAAUACCUACAACUACCACAGAGCCACCUACAACUACUCCUGUACCAACAACUACCACAGAGCCUCCAAAGCCACCUACAACUACCCCUAUACCGACAACUACCACAGAGCCACCUACAACAACACCAGAACCUACCACAACCACCCCAAUACCUACAACUACCACAGAGCCACCUACAACUACUCCUGUACCAACAACUACCACAGAGCCUCCAAAGCCACCUACAACUACCCCUAUACCGACAACUACCACAGAGCCACCUACAACAACACCAGAACCUACCACAACCACCCCAAUACCUACAACUACCACAGAGCCACCUACAACUACUCCUGUACCAACAACUACCACAGAGCCUCCAAAGCCACCUACAACUACCCCUAUACCGACAACUACCACAGAGCCACCAACAACAACACCAGAACCUACCACAACCACCCCUGUACCUACAACUACCACAGAGCCACCAAAGCCACCUACAACUACUCCUAUACCAACAUCUACCACAGAACCACCUACAACAACACCAGAACCUACUACUACUCCUGUACCGACAAGUACCACAGGGCACCCAAAGCCACCUACAACUACCCCUGUACCGACAACUACCCCAGAGCCACCUACAUCAACACCAGAACCUACCACAACCACCCCAAUACCUACAACUACCACAGAGCCACCUACAACUACUCCUGUACCAACAACUACCACAGAGCCUCCAAAGCCACCUACAACUACCCCUAUACCGACAACUACCACAGAGCCACCAACAACAACACCAGAACCUACCACAACCACCCCUGUACCUACAACUACCACAGAGCCACCAAAACCACCUACAACUACUCCUAUACCAACAUCUACCACAGAACCACCUACAACAACACCAGAACCUACUACUACUCCUGUAACGACAAGUACCACAGGGCACCCAAAGCCACCUACAACUACCCCUGUACCCACAACUACCCCAGAGCCACCUACAACAACACCAGAACCUACCACAACCACCCCAAUACCUACAACUACCACAGAGCCACCUACAACUACUCCUGUACCAACAACUACCACAGAGCCUCCAAAGCCACCUACAACUACCCCUAUACCGACAACUACCACAGAGCCACCAACAACAACACCAGAACCUACCACAACCACCCCUGUACCUACAACUACCACAGAGCCUCCAAAGCCACCUACAACUACCACAGAGCCACCAACAACAACACCAGAACCUACCACAACCACCCCAAUACCUACAACUACCACAGAGCCACCUACAACUACUCCUGUACCAACAACUACCACAGAGCCUCCAAAGCCACCUACAACUACCCCUAUACCGACAACUACCACAGAGCCACCAACAACAACACCAGAACCUACCACAACCACCCCUGUACCUACAACUACCACAGAGCCUCCAAAGCCACCUACAACUACCCCUAUACCGACAACUACCACAGAGCUACCUACAACAACACAAGAACCUACCACAACUACCCCUGUACCUACAACUACCACAGUGUCACCUACAACUACUCCUGUACCGACAACUACUACAGAGCCACCAAAGCCACCUACAACUACCCCUAUACCUACAACUACCACAGAGCCACCUACAACAACACCAGAACCUACCACAUCAUCUACGCUGUCAACUCCACCCCCUGGAUCAACACGUGAAACAAUAAGUCCUGUAACAAAAGAAACAACACCACAUAUAACACAACCGGUUGUUGUAGAUACAGCAACAACAGAAUCUCCUACUUCGACAACCCUUAUACCAACAACUACCACAAAGCCUACUACAACAGAAUCAACCACAUCACCUGUCCCAACAACUACUACAAAGUUUACUACAACAACACCAGGGACCACCACUUCACCAACCCCUACACCAACUCCACACUACGACUGCCCUGAAUGGGACAAAAACACAAACGAGACCUUCAUCUUGUGUAACUGCACUAUGGCUAGAUGCAUAGAAGACAACAUCAUCGAAAUUAUUCCAUUUGAAUGCCCUCCACUUCAGAAUAUUACCUGUGAAAAUGGCAAAAAUCCAGUGCUUGUCUAUGAUGAGCACUACUGUUGCCAGUAUUACACAUGUGACUGCUUCUGUGAAGGCUGGGGUGACCCACAUUACAUCACAUUUGAUGGACUCUUCUACAGUUACCAAGGAAACUGCACUUAUAUAUUAAUGGAGGAAAUUAGGCCUCAAUACCACUUGACGAUUUACAUUGACAAUGUCUUCUGUGACCCUAUUGAGCAUGUAUCCUGUCCUAGAUCCAUUAUUGUUUCUUACAACAAUCAAGUCAUUACACUUAAAAAUCACAAUUUUUUCGGAGGUGCAGACCUAGAGGCUCUGAUGGGCGAUGUUCUGUUAACGCUACCAUAUGCUCACAAUGGUGUGAGGGUUGUAAGCUCAAGUUUAGACCUGUUCCUAAGUAUUCCACAGCUCAAUGUUGAUGUAUCCUUUGGAGCCACUGGCUUUAGCAUCAACCUGCCAUUCCAGCAUUUUGGAAACAACACACAAGGUCACUGUGGAACAUGCAACAACAACAAGGCUGAUGACUGCAUGAUCCCUGGAGGGAUCUUGGUGGACGACUGUUCAGUGAUGGCAGAUUAUUGGGCAGCCAGUGGUGUAAAUGAUGAAAUGUGUACUCCACCAACUGCAUUGCCAACUGUUGGAGGUGAUAUCAAACCUACACCUAAGCCAUGCAAGGCCCAUCCUGACUGCUUCCUCCUUGGUAGCGAGUUGUUUGAAGCGUGCCAUGCUCAUGUGUCCCCUGACAACUUCUUCAUGGGAUGUGAAUAUGAUAGUUGCCAUAUGAGCAACCCCACUGUUGUGUGUACCAGUUUGCAGAGUUACGCAAGGUCUUGCUCUCAGUUAGGCAUCUGCGUACACUGGAGGAAUUACACUAACCUUUGCAAUAUUGAAUGCACAGAAGAUAAAGUCUUCAAUCCUUGUGGUCCUGCUGAGCCACCAAGCUGUGACGAUAUACCUGAACAGAGAACCAUUACAGUGCCCACAGAGGGCUGCUUCUGUCCUGAAGGCACACUGCUCUUCAACAAGGACUCAGGAAUCUGUGUCAGCAAAUGCGGAUGCAUGGAUGCCUCUGGGACACCACGUGAGUUUGAUGAGGUUUUCGAGUACAACUGCGAGGAGUGUGUCUGUGAAAAGGCCAGCAAAUCAGUGACCUGUAAACCCAAGAGUUGUCCUGGCGGAAACCCUGAGGUGUGCACUGAACCUGGCUUUGUGCUGGUCAACUACACCGAUCCCUCGGAGCCGUGCUGCAGCAAACAAGUCUGCAAUUGUGAUGUCAGCAUGUGUCCACCUUUGGAUAAGAAGUGUAAUAUUGGAUAUGCACCAAUCCUGGACGUUCCUGAAGGCAAAUGCUGUCCAGAAAUUAAAUGCGAGCCAAAGAAAGUGUGUGUCCACAAAAACACAGAGUAUGAGCCUGGUACCACCAUCCCGGUCAUUGACUGCCAAGAAUGCAAAUGUACUUGGGAUGUGGAUCCCAAAUCACAGUUUUUCAAGAUCAAAUGUGGAUUUGUGCAGUGCAAUGAGAAAUGCGAUCCUGGUUAUGAAUAUAUUGAUGACUUUAGUGACUGCUGUGGAAAGUGUGUGCAAACUCACUGCGUUGUCAGUAUUGAUGGCGUCAAUCAUGUUCUGCAGGAGGGAGCCUCUCUGCCCACUUCAAACCCGGGCUGUGACAAAAUCACAUGCAGUAAAGUUAAUGGACAGUUCAUCGCUGUCAAAUACACAGUCCAGUGUCCUCCUUUCAACAUUUCCAACUGCCAGCCUGGAACUGUUCAGGUGUCAGCUGAUGGCUGCUGCCAUGUUUGUGUGGACCAAAUUAAGGGAUGUCAAGUACAGUCCAUUCGAGAUUUCAUAAAGCACAAUGACUGUCAAUCAGAGAAGAAAAUGGACCUGGCGUUUUGUGGUGGAGACUGCAACAGUUUUAGCAGGUACGCUAAUCCUGGAUUGUCCUCCUGUAGCUGUUGCCAGGCAACACGCUCAAGUAAUCGCACAGUCGAUCUUGCUUGUGUAAACGGAGACAUAAUAAACCACACAUACAUCCAUGUUGAAGAGUGUUCCUGCAGCAGAACUAAAUGUCACGAAGUGGAAGUGAGCCAAACACUCGCUGAAACCAGCAGAAGAAAACGUAGCGUCAGAUUUCCGUGAACAGUAGUGGGGACCCAAAACAAAUCUUAGUGAAGCUUUGAUCGGAAACUAAUUUAAAAUUGCACAUGCUAUAUGUUUAACAUUUCUUAAACUUCAUCUAUAGAGCUUUGUUUGUUUUUCUUUGUUGGAUAAAUGUGUACUGUUUUCCUUGCAUGCAAUUAAAAGCAAUUAAAAAGGCAUUUUAAACCUAAA
Danio aesculapii is the source of this 9742-nucleotide messenger RNA. RefSeq names its product mucin-2-like. The coding region runs from base 26 to 9550 and encodes 3174 amino acids. Gene Ontology annotation, molecular function: protein binding. Gene Ontology annotation, cellular component: extracellular matrix. NCBI's taxonomy places the organism in Eukaryota, Metazoa, Chordata, Actinopteri, Cypriniformes, Danionidae. The transcript has 43 exons. The record is from RefSeq and is a predicted model, not a curated record.